Zonotrichia albicollis (white-throated sparrow) is the source of this 2285-nucleotide messenger RNA. The record is from RefSeq and is a predicted model, not a curated record. Lineage: Eukaryota; Metazoa; Chordata; Aves; Passeriformes; Passerellidae.
GCCACCAGCUUCUCCCUCAUGCCCUUUGCAGGUUUUGGGAGAGGGUGGGAUGCAGAUUUUAUGGAUCCAUUUUCUGCAAUGGACAGGAUGAUGUCAAACAUGAGGAACAACAUGCUGGAAAUGCACAGGAAAUUCGAUGACCUGUCCAUCCAGCCCGAGGGACACAGCUUCAGCUCCUCCUCCAUGGUGACCUAUUCCAGAGUGGGGGAUGAACCUCCCAGGGUGUUCCAGGCCACGAGCCAGACGCGCACGGCUCCGGGAGGGGUUAAAGAAACAAGAAAAGCACUGAAGGAUUCUGAAAGUGGCCUGGAGAAAAUCUCUGUUGGUCACCACAUCCACGACCGGGCUCAUGUCGUCAGAAGAUCCAAGAACACCAAGACUGGGGAUGAGGAGAUGAACCAAGAAUUCAUCAACCUGGAUGAAUCCGAGGCUGGCACCUUUGAUGAGGAGUGGCAGAGGGAGAUCAUGAAGUUCAGGCCUUGCCGAAGCAGAGCAGCUGUGCAAGGUUCGAGGUCCAGGAGUGCCCAUUACAGCCCCAGGGAAGGUGGCUCGAGAAGAGAGAAGCCCCUGGGAGCUCCGGGAUCCAGAGUGCCCAGGGAUUCCCUGGAGGCUCUCAGUGUCAAAGGAACUCCUGCCCCUCUGAAGGGCUCCAGGAAUUAACUGUCCCCAAUCCCUGGGGACAGAGGGUCCCUGGAGCAGAUGAAUGGUGCUCAGUGCUCGCAUCCAUAAAAAUACACCUGGAUUUGUGACCAAUCUCUGCUCUGUGUUGUGCCUUUGCUCCUCCUGCUUCUCAGUGAAUUCCAGCCCAGCAACUUUCUGCCUAAAAGCACUUUAUGGAACAUCUCUAAGCCUGGUGAAACCAGCUUGGAUUUGCAGAGCUGUUCUGCUCCAGCUGCACCAAUCUCAGGCUUUACUAAGCCUGGAACUGCAGCUCCCCCUUCCCACUCUGAGUUGCACAGAAAGCAAAUUUCCUUUAUUUUAGGUUGCUGAAAUAAUUACUGAUUUUCUAGGUUAAUUAAUAGAACUUGAAUACCCUCUAAAGCACUACUUUAAAAUCAUGUGAUAAAUUGUUACAGAACCCCCACAUUCACUGUGGUGUAACAUAAAAUGAGAGGAAAUACUGAAAUAUGACAAUACUUUACAUGUAUCAGUUUUUAUGUUAAUAAGCUGUGCUUGCAGCUCAUUUCCUGUGCCUGAACUGUCAGCUUUGUAUUCCUGAUCCUUUGUUUUGUGGAGUUAGCCCAUCAUCUUCCAUUUUGAGGAUUGUCUGUAGUAUUUAAUUACUGUAAUUAUCCUGUAGUAAUAUCAGUGUCCUGAGAUCAGCUGCAACUAGGAAUUACUCAUGGGAAAAAUACAUGGGAGAAAUGAGCUUAACUGGAAUGAUUUCACCAUUUCUUGUGUUGUGAAGAGCCCUGGAUACAGGAACCCCUCCUUUCUGUGUUCUUUGUGUUUUACUGGGGGUAGAAUGACCCUAAAUCUACAUUUGAUAGGAGUUUAGGAGAGCCAGCAGUGCCUGAGAGCAGGAAAAUCCUGGGUUUCUACCAUGCAGAAUUAUCCCUGUGGUGUAGCAGAAAGAAUUUCUGUAAAUUAAAUAAUAUAAAUAACACUAAAGCUUUAUAUAAAUCCAAGGCACCAUUAUAAUGUAGCCUUUAAAAGUACUGUUUGUAUGAUAAAAUAGAGUUUAGUAAGUUAAGAGUAAUAUUUUUUUGGCUAAAAAGCCUCUAAAUCAUAUUUAAUCUUCCUGCUUAAGGUUAUUUAAUUUUAAUUAAUUAAUGCUAUUAAUGUGCAAACCCAAUCAGCAGCUCUUCUGUUGAGCUCUGAGAAGGGAGGGACAAUUAUUUGCUUGUAGUCUCUUCCUGAAUUAGAGAAGUAUCAGUGGCAAUAAGUUGAUGUGAUCAAUAUUAAUGGCAAUAAUUGAACCCUUUAAUGAGCAGUGGGGGUCGGGGGGGUUGGACACCCCUUAAAGUCAGAGCUCAACCCAGGGACUCGUUUUCCAUCCGCUGGAGACAAUGUGGAUUCUGCAAUUAAUUUAGGAGAUAAUCUCAGUAAUUAACAGCAACAGUCUUGGAGAGCUGCUGCUGUUAAAUUGAAAAUUCACCUGAUAACUCGGAUUUUUGUGUGAAAUAAAGCAAGCACAUCCUCGGUUUGAAGUGACAGUGGGAAGAGGUGAAUGUUCCCUCCAGAUCCCUUUGCUACACCAAGACUGUUCUCCAAUGUAAGGCACAAGUUGUGCUCUGUAAAAUCAUCUGAAAAUGCAAUUCUUUAAUAAAGUUAUUUAUUAUUUA